CUCUCACCUGUUAAACUUAUCCAAUUACGGUGUGUAUAUCCUUCCCAAAUUCUCCCCCCAAAUCCAAUCCAUCUCCACUGCUGAAUGCGAGUAAUAUAGUGAUGGCUGGUCCUUUUCAACUCUCCUUCUCCUCCUCCUUCCUCCCCUCCCCUCUCCCCGCCACCGCUAAAACCACCGCCGCCCCUCCGCCACUCCGCAGAUUCAGUGUCCUGUGCUCCGCCGCAUCAUCCACAUCGGAUUUGCCCAAGAAGAAGCACUGGAAGGCCGGUGAAUAUCCUGCUCAGAUACAAACCUCCACCACGCAGCUACCCAAAAGGAGAAGCCCUAUCAAAAACAUCAAGAAGAAACUGGAUAACAAGAACAAUGCCAAAGCGUGGGUUAACACUGUCACCGAAUCUCUCUCCGACGCCAUUGACAAAAAACAGUGGCUCCGAGCCCUUCAGGUGUUUGAGAUGCUAAAGGCGCAACCUUUUUAUCAUCCAAAAGAAGGGACAUAUAUGAAGCUCAUUGUUCUUCUCGGUAGAUGCGGGCAACCUGGUCAAGCCUGCCAACUAUUUGAUGAAAUGCUUCAAGAAGGUUUGGAGCCAACUGCUCAGCUCUACACUGCACUGCUUGGUGCUUGUUGCCGCAGCAAUUUGAUUGACAAGGCUUUUUUCUUUCUGGAACAAAUGAAGGCCCUUCCUCAUUGCCAGCCUGAUGUCUACACCUACAGUAUACUCAUAAAGGCCUGUGUCGAUGCUACCCGUUUCGAUCUACUCGAGUCCCUCUAUGAUGAAAUGUCUGAAAGGUGGAUUACUCCUAACACUGUCACUCAAAAUAUAGUUCUUAGUGGCUAUGGCAAGGCAGGAAGAUAUGAAGAUAUGGAGAAGGUUCUUGUAAGGAUGCUCGAAAGUGAGACGAGCAUACCUGAUGUGUGGACUAUGAAUACCAUCAUUAGCUUGUUUGGAAAUGAUGGCCAGAUUGAGAUGAUGGAGAGGUGGUAUGAGAAGUUCCGCGACUUUGGAAUAGAGCCAGAAACGCGCACUUUCAACAUUUUGAUUGGCGCUUAUGGGAAGAAGAGGAUGUAUGAUAAGAUGUCAUCCGUGAUGGAGCACAUGCGCAGGCUUUCAUUUCCUUGGACAACCUCAACUUAUAACAACGUGAUUGAGGCAUUUUCGGAUGUUGGUGAUGCAAAGCACAUGGAGUACACGUUUGAUCAAAUGCGUACCGAAGGUAUUAAGGCGGACACCAAGACCUUCUGCUGUCUCAUUCGAGGGUAUGCCAAUGCCGGCCUCUUUCAUAAGGUUAUCAGCUCUGUUCAGUUGGCGGGGAGAUUGGAGAUACCUGAGAAUACCUCUUUCUUCAAUGCAGUGUUGCAUGCUUGCACCAAGGCACAGGAUUUGAUGGAGAUGGAGAGAGUUUUUAAGAGAAUGAAGGAUAAGUUAUGCCGACCAGAUUCCACAACUUACUCUAUAAUGAUGGAAGCUUAUAGAAAGGAGGGUAUGAGUGACAAGGUCUAUGAUUUGGAGCAAGAAAUGCAGGGGAUGAUCGCAAAGACUUCGAGUGAAGAUGAUGUCGGUGAUAUUGAAGAUACUAGCCCUGAUGUCAAUCAAGUGUUGUCUGUUUGAAUACUUGCCUGAUAAAUUUCUGGUGUCACCUAUAAGCUGUUAUCAGUUGAAAAGCUCAUUUUAGAAGGAUGUGAAGACACAUUUCCAAAUUGGAAAGUCAAGAAGAGUGAGGCAGCCUUACUUGAUGACAACAUCUCUAAUUUCAACCACAUAAGCCAGGGUAAACUCAAGUCAAGAUUUUGUUUGCUUCGAUGCCUCUUCCUUCUGGUGACCAAAAAGUGGUUUAUAGUGCGAGUGUAAUUCAACAGAACCUAAUAUUCCAAUGGAUCCAUGUUGAGGGGGAAGUUUGCUAUGGGGUAAAAAGAGAAUUGGUAGCUUGUGUUCUUAUCUUUUGAUGUGGUUUCUGUUGUUUUCAUUUCAGUGCCAUCAUCCCUUUUAUCCAACAAUUAUGAGUAGCAUUAGCAUGAAUGCUUGAAAUAGGUUUAUUGUGAUUAAGUCAUUGCAAAUGUCUAGUUAAACCAGUAUGAAUUUUGUGUGUUGAGAAAUCUUUAGAGCCUUGUAUUUAGGUGAUUUUUUGUCACCAUUUA
Messenger RNA from Salvia hispanica, 2134 nucleotides. RefSeq names its product Tetratricopeptide repeat (TPR)-like superfamily protein (gene PPR2). Gene Ontology annotation, molecular function: mRNA binding; protein binding. Lineage: Eukaryota; Viridiplantae; Streptophyta; Magnoliopsida; Lamiales; Lamiaceae. The record is from RefSeq and is a predicted model, not a curated record.